This is a messenger RNA of Pelobates cultripes (western spadefoot toad), 225 nucleotides long. The record is from the annotation of a GenBank genome assembly. Lineage: Eukaryota; Metazoa; Chordata; Amphibia; Anura; Pelobatidae.
AUGGCGCACAAACCGCUCAGCGACAAGGACGCCUCACAGAAAUCUCUUGAUGAUGAAAGGACUCCUACCUUGACUCUGGUGGGAACUCGCUCUAUUGAUACAGAGUCUGAUGUGGAUUUCUCGCUGGCAACAAAAAGGAAUCAAAAAAAUUUCAUGCUGGACAUUCGGUGGGUGUGGAAAGCUGACAUGCACAGAGCUUGGGACCCCAAAACAGAGAAUCGCUGA